ACAUAGGUGUGUAUGUUAUGCGCGCGUGUGUAGGUGCCUGUCGCGAAAUAUAGUAGCAGCCAUCUUAUAUUUUGUGUCGGAGAAAAACAAUUCGGCCGUACAAAUGUUUCGCGAUUGCCCGUGAAGAGCCGCUCGACGCAGGGAGGCGGUGCGCUCGAUGAGGCGCGACGUAUUUCGACCCUAGACCCGGACCACUACAUCAGCAAAGGUGGAUUGGUACGCAGGAUAUGAGCAGUUUGUCAAGCGCAACCUGACUCUGCUCCCCCAUCAGCAAGCAGCAGUGCACCAGCAGCAGGACGAGCAGACUCAGCAGCUGGCGCAGCACCAGCAGCAGGCGCAGGCUGACAUUAUGACGUCCAUGUUCGAUCAGCAGAUCAAGAGUGAGCCCAUGGGGUUCUACUCGGUCGCUUCCAGUCGCUCGGACGGAUCCAACUCUAUAGUGAAUCUGUCCGACGAUCGGGAGGAGCUGUCUCAGCAGGAGGGUCACCUGCAGCCGACUCAGCAGCAGACGUUGCAGCUGAGUCAGCAGCAGCAGCAGCAGAGUCAGCAGGGCCAGCCGCCGGGUCAGCAGCAGCAGACGCAGCAAACGCAGCAGGGCAUGCAGGAGGACGACUCGCCGGGUCGUCAGUCCACGGGCCAGCAAACCGUGAAGGAGGGUUCGCGGUCCAAACCGCAGCCCUGCAAGGUUUGCGGCAAGGUGCUGUCGUCCGCGUCGUCCUACUACGUGCACAUGAAGCUACACUCCGGGAACAAGCCCUACCACUGUACAGUAUGCGAGGCGAGUUUCUGUCGCAAGCCCUACCUGGAGGUGCACAUGAGGACGCAUACGGGCGAGCGACCGUUUCAGUGUGAGCUGUGCCUGAAGAGGUUCACCCAGAAGAGCAGUCUGAAUACUCACAAGCGGGUGCACACGGGCGAACGGCCGUACGCGUGCGACAUCUGCCACAAGCGCUUUGCCGUCAAGAGCUACGUGACCGCGCACCGCUGGAGCCACGUGGCCGAGAAGCCACUGGUUUGCGAGCGGUGCUCUCUCACGUUCACGUCCAAGAGUCAAUUCGCGAUUCACAUUCGUACACACACCGCCAGCACCACGUACGAGUGCAAUAUUUGCGGGCGCACGUUCGUACGCGACAGCUACCUAAUAAGGCAUCAGAAUCGGGUGCAUCGUGACAUGCAGGGUCAGAGCGGCGGCACGAAUCAUCACAAUCCGCCGACGCCGAGUCAGAGCAGCAGCGGUGCUGGGACACCUGGCGGCGGCGGCACCACCGGCUUCGAGAGCCCGGUCUGCGACCUGCGCUACAGCGAGGGACCGUCGUCCCUGGACGGCCUCGCGGGGGCCAAGGGCGCGGGCAUCGCCGUAGAUAUCGCCAGUCUAGCCAAGCAGAACAAUCUACAGCUUCCAUUACCGCUGCUGCAUCCGCAGACCACCAACUAGUGUUUAGACAGCAGCAGCUCUACCCAGCAGUUGUCCCUGCCGCAACACCAAUCGCCACCGCAGCAAGUAGUAGUAAUAUGUCCCACCUCGGCGUCCUCGCCGUUCACACUUAACUCACCUGUACUAUCUCACACCGAGCACACGAGUACGGUACCGCAGAGUGUCUACCAAACGACGGGCUGCUCCUCCUCCGAUCCUCCUUGCCUGGAUAGCCCCCAGGAAAGCUCUCAGCUCUACGUAACUCCGCAAUUGUCGUCCCCUAUAGAUCCGACGUCGGAGCCGCAAUACGUGCACUGCGGCAUCUCCGUGCCCGCGUUUCAACCCGCGAUCUACCUGUACGCUCAGUACGCGAAUACGAGCCCCGCGAUUUCAUAUUCCGAAUACAUGCAGUGUAACAAUUGAGAACGACGCGAGUUUUCAUCUAGCAUCGAUCCUAGCGACUUUCCAACGCGAACGGGAAAAAAGCAAAAAAAAAAAGAAGAUACCAGUGAGACUGGUGCUAUUUAAUCGCGUCGGUCAACACUUUGAUCAAAGUGCCUAUCGAGCAUCCAACUUUCGGGUUCGUAGACACGGGUGCUCGCUCGUCACGGUAUUUUAGGAAUACGGUUUCGGUUUCGGUCAACGGGGGGAAUCCACGGGACGACUUAGCUCGAUCAAUCGCGAAGUGAUCACACUGACUGUUCGAUAAAACGUUCGCUAAUACUUUGUGUGUCUUUAUAUCUUUAAUGGAUUUUAUAUUCACGACUCGCAUACAUCUUUUAACAUGGGAUUGAAUAGCACCCGCUUGAAGCGGUCCUCAAUUGUUCGACGACAAAAAAUCGUGCUGGCGCAGAUCGUUCUGAUGAAUCGAUUGCGAUCCGUACGCGAUGCUAGCUGAAACCGAAGCGUAACGUGUAACGUUUCUACAAGUCUCCGCGAUUUCAGCACUAUUGUUUCGCCUGGUUUUAUAAUCACGUCUCUCUGCGAGUAUAUAUACAUACAUGUAAACACAACGUAUACGUGUGUGUAUAUAUAUUAUGCGAACCACAUUAUAUGACACAUACACAUAUUUAUAUUAUAUUUUUAAACAAGUUUAGUCACUUGAAUCUGUGAUAUAGAUAGUAAUUAUUGUCUACAACGUUUAAACUAUUGGUUUACCAUUUUGACGAAUAUCAAAACACGAGGGAAAAAAAAAAAGAAAAAAAAAGCAAUGUCACGAGGCGAUCAAAAACUUUAGGCGAUGUUGGUCUCUACCGAAGGUGUGUUUGGUAGACACCCUAUUAUUAAUUUUACAAAAAAACAGCAACAAAACAGUAACACAUACGGCUAAUGUCCUAACUAUUGUCACUGCUAUUAUUCUAACUACCACUAUCACGCGUCUAUCACCACCACCGACAUUUCCCCAAUUAUAUAUUAUCUAUCACUACUAUUACGGCUAUUACUACCAACUAUUACUCUACUGCUACUUCGUACUGCUACUCCUAUACUACUAAAAAAAAGAAAAAGAAACUACUACGAACACAUUAUCACUAAGGAUACACUCGUACAUGCGAGAGCGCGCGUUUUUAUUUCAACUACGUGUAGCGCAUACGACUACAACUACCCGUCGCAUAGUCGUCAUGGUUUCUCUUUAGCUUGAAACGCUACGAGAAUUCCUUCCUGUCGCUUUUUCUACAGAUCGUAAAACGUUCAUCCCUUCGCAACACCGACGGACCGAUGUAUGUGACGAGGUGCGCGCGUUUGCGAUUAAGAAAAAAGAGAAAAAGGAAAUUGUUCUUCGUUAGAGGGUAGAGCAGGCACAGCUUUCAAUCAGUUCCAUAGUUGUACUUACUUUCCACAUAUCUCGAAAUGUACACACAGAUAUAUAUAUAUUGUAUAUACAUAUACAUAUACGACGUACGAAUGUAUUAUAAAGCGGAAAAGUAGGAGGGUGCAGGUCAUAAAAAGAAAACAGUUCCAUCACGUAAAAGGCGCAAAUAGGCUGUUGAUUCUUCGCAAACGCUCUUAGCUAUUAGUUUAUUAUUAACUCCUGUUCUCUCUUUCUCUCUCUCUCUCUCUCUCUCUCUCUUUCAUAAUCACGUCACAAGCUUUAGAAUGCAAGCGCGAGGGAACCAUGACAACCGCGCGUAGAACUGGGAGUAAAUCUCAAAGUGCACAUCCUUAGACGCGGCUGUUGCUUUUGAGUGAUCGAGAAAUCUGAGAUAAUUGCGACCAACGUAAUGCAAUUCACCAAGAAUUAAGCACGCGAAAGUAGAGCUCUGAAGAUACACAAAUCGAAAGAAAUUACAUAUAUUUGCGCUAGCGUGCCUCGAACCCCCUUAUUGUGGUUCUCCCUCUUUUUUUUCCUUCUCUCUUUCUAUCUCUCCUUCUCACUUUCAGCGAUCUAAUUUUCACGUCGUGAAAUGAUCAAAAUGAUCCUGCGCGCGUAUGCCUGAGGCUUUCGAUUUAAAGAGGAUGCGAAGUCACCUAGGCAAGACUGAUCUUUAUUGUAACGAAUUACGAAAUGUUUAUUCUCUUUCUUUUCGUCUAUUCUCUCUUCUCUCCAUUUUUAUUCUCUCUUGUCUUUCUGAUUUCUAGUUCUUCACCGGAGGCGCAUGUAAGCGCGCUGAAAAGAGGAUGAUAUAAUAGUUUUUCAUUGAUGGAAAGAAGAGCCGCGCAAAAAAAUGUAACGAUCACAAACGAAUGAGUUAAGCAAUCGGGAAAUUGGUUAUCCAUCGUUUCAUUAAUUAACGUGGUUAAUUAAUCAAGCGACUUGAUGAAAAUUAAAUAAGCGAUUAAUUAAGUUAAUUAUGCUUGAAGAGAAAUCGUGAAAACGCGCGGUUUCUGGUUCACGAUCAAGGAACGAGGUGCAAUGGGAGAAAGCAAUUGAUCUUUUGUUUUUUGUCGGCUAGUCAUUGGGCAGCUCUACAAGAUAUUAAGUGUACUACAAAGCUGUGAUUAAAGCCUCCGUGCAUAUGACCGCGCAGCUCCUAAUUAUAGUGAUAUAUAUACAUAUACAUACACACAUAUAUAUAUAUAUAUAUUUUGUAGUUUAUUAUAAAUAUGUAAGUAAAAAGUGAAAUUUAUAGAUAGCCCUAGAAAUAUUUAAAAAUCGCAGUUCCGGUCGAUCGGUUAAUUACUCACGAUCUCUUUCUUAUUUUCUUUUUCUCCCUUUUUUGUUUUACCUUCGCAGUGUUGGGCAAAAAGGCACAUAUGUAGGUAUUCAUAAGUUGUCGUUCGGGGAGAGACGACUCGCGAUUACGCGAGUAUUUAAAGAAAGUUUUAUACGAGUGCGCGCGGGGCGCAGAUUUACGUUUUAUAAAUUUUUAUAUAACGAUCGUACUGUUUGAAAUAGACGCUUGCUUUUUCCAGAGGGCUGCUCUUAUCGAUACGUUUUAAGCUGAUUAUUUGCCAAUAAUCUAGUUGCUAGUCGAUUAAACUAUGAACAACAUUACAAACACUCGAUCACAGAGUUUAGUUUAUGUUAUUUAAUCCUUGUAUACCCAAGCUAAUGAAAUCUAAGAAAUGACGGAACUGAAUUAACUUAAGUCCCCCAGAGUUUUCUUUGAAAUUUAAUGUCGUAAAUGUUUCUAAGACAUUUCAAAUAGUUUAAAAAAUAAUACUGAAAACUUUUGUAGCUGAACGGUUGCCAACUUGAUCGAAACAAAAAGUGAAAAUAAAAUAAUCACUUGUGGGAAACUUAAGUUACCCUUCUUAGGUAUCUAAGGGUUAAAUAUGAGCGCGCAAAUAAAGGAUAACGCGCAUUCGUAUAAUCGAAAAAGUUUUAGUUUACUUGCGUUCUUAAACGUUAAGACUGGAAUUGCACAAAACGAUUGUUACUUUCGGAAUUUAAUACAAUUCGGGCGACAAUUUCGCGAUUUGAAAAGACACUUUGUUACAUGGCAUCGAUUUUCCACGAUGCCUAAAAAUCACGAACGUCGCAAUUGCAUCUCUCCGGUGAAUGUGACCGGUGAAUUUCAGUCAGGAACGAUCGUAGCCAGUGAAAUCAGCGUCCUGGAAAUGUAGUGAGAUUUUAACUGUGUUAUUCAAUACGUAGAAUUAGGAGCCAUUUCAGACAGUAUAUCGCGUACGUACAUAAGUAUGUAGGCGUAUAUUUUUUAGGAUUGCCCAGCACUGAGACCUGUCGAAACUCUCGAAUCGGUAAUAAUCGAUCUCACACGCCGAUCGUUUUUUUUUCGCGGACGUGUCUCCGAAUUCUGAUAUUUGCGACAUGUAUAUCAAAAAAUGUGUAUUUUCGUAAGAGGGGGGAUGGAAGACGGGUCCUUCCUUCGGGAGAGUCCACGUCGGACCAAUACACAUAUAUGUAUAUAUGAAAGAUGAUAAAAAUGAAAAAA
Molecule: messenger RNA, 5748 nt
Organism: Monomorium pharaonis (pharaoh ant)
Lineage: Eukaryota; Metazoa; Arthropoda; Insecta; Hymenoptera; Formicidae
Product: zinc finger protein 33B
Exons: 2
Coding region: 350-1435 (361 amino acids)
Biological process (GO): regulation of transcription by RNA polymerase II
Molecular function (GO): RNA polymerase II cis-regulatory region sequence-specific DNA binding; DNA-binding transcription factor activity
Source: RefSeq, a predicted model, not a curated record